GUCCGAAUACUGUCGAGUAACAACAACACCGCACGUGGGGCACAACGAAAAUGGAAAUAGUUACAGGCACAUAUGAAGAAUUGUUGUUUGGCUACACUCUUGUAGAAGAAGAGGGGAGCUACAGUCUGCUACAGACUUUCACGGACCAUUCACACAAAGGAUGCAUCAAAUGUGUGGCAAUUUCAGACAAUAAGAUUCUUGUUUCUGGUUGUACAGAUGAGAGUAUACAUAUUUACAAUUUGCGAACACGCAAAGAGCAUGGGACACUUGAGGAACACGAAGGGUCCUUGACAAGACUGGAAUUUUUCCAGAACUCUCAUCUGUUUAGCACUGGUGAAGAUGGCAAACUUUGCGUGUGGAAAGUAGCUGGUUGGGAAGUACUGCGCACUUUCAAAGGACACAAAGGUGCUGUCAACUGUGUUUCCAUCCACCCAAGUGGAAAGAUGGCUUUGACUGUUGGACAAGACCAUACACUUAAAACAUGGAAUCUUGUAACAGGAAGGCCUGCCUAUACAUCCAAUAUUAAGCAAGUGGCAGACCUUGUGUUGUGGUCUCCAAGUGGAGAUUGCUAUGCUGUCAGUUCAAACAACAACAUCAGUAUAUACAAAGUCGACGAUUGCAAAGUUUGUCACAAGAUUCAAGCAGCUGGUCGGAUCUGUGCACUUGCAUUUCUUACUGCAGAAAUACUGGCAUAUGCUGGAGAUGGAGGAAUUAUUUUUUUCUAUGAUGUUGUUAAUGGGAAAGAGCUUUACCAGAUAACAACUGAUACCAACAGAAUUCGGGGACUAUCCAUUAGUCUCUCUCAUACACAUCCAGACAGUGGGAGCCUGUGGCUAACAUCUGUGUCAAGUGAUGGUUACAUCAAUGUCUACAGCAUUCAAGUUGAAGAGGGUGCAGUCACUUCACAGUUGCUGGUGUCCCAUAAGACCAAGUUUCGGCUCACAUGUGUGGCCACGUCAAGACCAACCAAAAACCAGAGUGACAAAAGCACUGAAGAAACAUCUAAAACAGCUGUUAAAACAAAGAAGCAGAUGUUUAAAACCUCAGGCAGAGAGCACGAUGAAGAGAACCAAACACUUGAUCUUGCCUUAUCUGAGCAGAAACCUAAAAAAAGUGCAAAAAAUGACAAGAAUGUGAAAAAAAGAAAGGCUAUAUCUGAGCAGGACUCUUGUUCAAAGAAAGCCAAAAAACUUAUCAAACACAAGGAACCCAGUAAAAACAGAAUCAAGAAAAAGAAGGCCAGAAGUGAGAAAAAGAAAUAACAAUUCUGUUUCAUGAGAAAAGUAUAUUUUUUGUCACGCUCUUGUGUUAAAAAA
Pomacea canaliculata is the source of this 1316-nucleotide messenger RNA. RefSeq names its product p21-activated protein kinase-interacting protein 1-like. Bases 51 to 1262 code for a protein of 403 amino acids. The record is from RefSeq and is a predicted model, not a curated record. NCBI's taxonomy places the organism in Eukaryota, Metazoa, Mollusca, Gastropoda, Architaenioglossa, Ampullariidae. The transcript is spliced from 9 exons. Gene Ontology annotation, molecular function: protein binding.